Molecule: messenger RNA, 2452 nt
Organism: Trachymyrmex septentrionalis
Lineage: Eukaryota; Metazoa; Arthropoda; Insecta; Hymenoptera; Formicidae
Product: calmodulin
Exons: 4
Coding region: 365-814 (149 amino acids)
Molecular function (GO): calcium ion binding; enzyme regulator activity
Source: RefSeq, a predicted model, not a curated record
GAUAUCCGGACUGCGGAACCAGCGGCGGCCCACAGAGAGAGCCUCGCAGACCGAGAAAGACACGGUGGACUCCAUUACUGUUCCGAGUGCGUUUCUCGCCGGACUUGGUGUUCCGCCGUUAUUGCGUGUCUGCUCGUGUACGGUUAACGAAGUUGAGUCUUCUCUCUCUUCCCGGCCCGAACAGCGAGCCGUUUUAAUUUAGCACGAGCUUACCGACCGAUCAACCGACGUAUCCCUGGAGCUUUUGUGAUUAAAUACACUUCUUGUUGUCCAGUGUGCGGGAUAAACGCGUGUGUUAACGCGGGCUGAGCCUUCUCGUGCGUGACCGGAACGUGAAAAGGAACGAAAAAAGAGGACUCACAAGAUGGCUGAUCAACUCACAGAAGAACAAAUCGCAGAGUUUAAGGAGGCGUUCUCGCUCUUCGAUAAAGAUGGCGAUGGUACUAUAACCACCAAAGAAUUAGGCACGGUAAUGCGGUCCCUUGGUCAAAAUCCCACAGAAGCCGAACUACAGGACAUGAUUAACGAAGUAGAUGCAGAUGGUAAUGGCACAAUCGACUUCCCGGAGUUCUUGACCAUGAUGGCGCGUAAAAUGAAGGACACGGAUAGUGAGGAAGAGAUUAGAGAGGCCUUCAGAGUGUUCGAUAAGGAUGGAAAUGGUUUCAUAUCCGCGGCAGAACUUAGACACGUCAUGACAAAUCUGGGCGAGAAACUCACUGAUGAGGAAGUAGAUGAAAUGAUACGGGAGGCCGAUAUCGACGGCGACGGCCAAGUUAAUUAUGAAGAAUUCGUCACAAUGAUGACAUCAAAGUGAAUGCAACCUGUGUAACGGAAGAACUCGCGACUCGGAGUGGUGUUGACGUAUUAAAUAAUUCAAGAAACAGAGAAAAAACAUAUGUAACAAAACGAGAAUCAAUCAGAAAGUGACAAAUCUUGUAUCAGGAUAUGAAGAUGUCUCUAUAAAAGCGCGAAGAGUCAACGUCCGAUACCGCGUUAAAAAAAAAUCAUCGUUUAACGAUAAGUAAUACAGGGCAAUUAAUUGUUUAAUUAAAGAGUUAUACCACUAAAAUCAUUAUCUCUCAAAACACAAAUAUUUACGCGUGUAUACAUACACAUACACACAUAACAAAUAACUCCGAUACACCGAUACACAUAACGAACGCAACACGCUCGAAGAGUACACGUACACACAUAUACACAUUCACUCGGAUGUCUUAUUUCCAUUGGAUAAAACAAGUUUGGAAGUGAGAUAACGCGAAGACACACAAUUGCGCGCGCAUGUGCACCAACGACAAGAAAAAAAAGUGCAUUUUCCACUUUCCUCUCUUUCUCGACUGCCCCUCCCCUUCCUCCCCUCUCUUCUUGUCACGCCCUUCAGCACCAUCGCCCUUCCCCUCCUUCUCUCUACGCCUCCAUCUAUCCUCCUUCAUUUCCCGGAAGUUUUUUCAUAAGAAUGGCAUGUCGAAGAAUUGUAAUUUCUCUUUACAAAGGGAGAGGAAAUGUGUGUUAAGGGACAAAGUAUAAAUCCGAUGUAAGAUAAUAUUAAAAGCAGCAAAGGUUUAUUUGCCAAUCGAGAGAAAGAUUCAUCUCGAGAAUUCCUUCGUUCAUUUUUUUUAAUAAACGAGAUACGUGUAUAGUGAAUGAUGACAUUAGGAUAUGUAGCUGCUAAAUAGAUGAUGAUGUCUCUACCGUUAAAAAUGCAUGCACAUGUACAAAUGUUUGUUUGUCUCUGUGAGAGAGAAUUCGGCCUGGACCGAUCGUUUUCGAGACAGAGAGAAAGAGAGAGAGAGAGAGAGAGAGAGUAUAAAUACGAUGCGCUUCGGCCUCUGGGUUAUUGAUGACGACUUUAAAUGCAAAAGCUGUGCUGGACCCCUCGAUGCCUCACGAAUAACUUAAUUUAUAUAAGUAACGAGCGAGAAAAUUUAUAAAAAAAAAAAGAGAUGAAAGAGCGAGAUGAGAUAAUGGGAAGAAAGAAUUGGAGGAGAAGCUUCGAGGAGCUCAGACCUAGUGCUUUCGCGCGCGUCGCGUCUCGCGAGACGGGAUAUGAUCUGUCGUGUGGUUGACGUCGCGCGAACGCGGACGAGUCGCGACGCGAUCGAUGGAAAGCUCCAGGAUCCGAAGUCUCGACAUUCCUAUUUGAAAAAAAAAAAAAAUAAAAAUAAAAAAGAAAAGUCUCUUCCUUACGCUUUGAAUCAACAUCAUCCAGCCUCUCGUGCUCGUGCACACGGGACUCACACGUACACGUAACGUUUUACGAACUAUACUUACGCGAGAAACUAUACACACGAAAGAUUAUACACACAGAGCAAAAAGAAAAAAAAGAGAAACACUAUAAUACUAUAUUCACGAAGUGCGUUUUGCCUCCAGUUCCAUUUUAAUCUCCUAUUUGUAAACUUGCCUUCCACUCUAAGGGAAAGCCUUACAUACAUGCGCGCAAAAAAGAUUUAAAAAA